AAUUCUUCUAACGCUGCACUCAAGAUGGAUGUGGGUUUUCUUUCCCCCCUGAGGGUUUCUGGCUUCUCUGCAUUCCCUUUGUAAUAGGCUGCCAAUGGUGUCACUUCACCUCUUCUGCUGAGGGGGCCUGUACAAGCCUGUCCAAGGUGCUUGUGCUCCCUGAUCACUGGGUGGGCUCUGGAAACCCUAAGUGUGGAGUGAAGAUUUGGGGUUCUAUCUGUUGGGUCGGCAGGACUCAAGCAGGACUCAUGAGACUCUUCUCUUGAAGAUGAACUCUCUUUGCUGCAUGGCACUGAAUUUUCAAAAUGCUGGUCAGGGUAUAACUUUGAAUGUGACUAAAGAGCUAUGAAUGGUAGAGUUGCUGUGCAUGAUUAUUUUCUUAAUGCUCACAGGCUUAUAUCUAUGGGCAUUACAGAUACUGCAACUCCAGCAAUGUGAAAGACCCGUUAUCCCUGAUAGGAUGUAGCAGUUGGGCUUUGUCAAGUGUUCCAACUGUACAACACGAUGGACUGCUAGCACCGACUCUGUGUGUCCUGCAUUUGGGUUGUGAUUUUAUUUUUUUUCCUUGGCAAAUGGGCUGUUUUUCUUUUGUCUGCAAAGACAGUAGACAAAGUUGUAUACGUUUUCACUGGGAUAUCAUUAUAAUCCCCUAGAAUUCACCUUUCUGGUGCUUGUGCCAUUAAGGUCACUGUCUGGUUGUGAUGAUGAAGGAUUUGAGUUUGUUUACUUUAUGUGAACACCUGCAAAUUAGAAACUGGAUCAAAGACUUGUAUUUUUUGCAGGUCUUUGGCCUUCAAGCUGUUUGGUAGAUUAUUUUACCUGUUGCAGCAAGUGGCUGGGUGACUGGUACAUUUCAAAAGCUGCCAUACAGGAUGUGAAUGUUAUUUUCCUUCCCACGGCCAAAGCUCAUUAGACCUUCCUGGCAGCAGUGGUGCCCACAGCCGGCGGGCAGCUGUGGGUAUUUGGCGGAGAGUUUGCGUCUCCCAACGGGGAGCAGUUCUAUCAUUACAAGGAUCUCUGGGUCCUGCAUUUGGCUACCAAGACCUGGGAGCAGAUCAAGGCAUCAGGAGGUCCCUCUGGACGAAGUGGACAUCGAAUGGUUGCUUGCAAAAGACAGCUGAUCGUCUUUGGAGGUUUCCAUGAGAGUGCAAGAGAUUAUAUCUAUUACAACGAUGUGUAUGCCUUCAACCUGGACUGCUUCACCUGGAGCAAGCUGGUUCCAUCAGGGAUUGGGCCUGCUCCAAGAUCCGGGUGUCAGAUGGCUACCACUCCUGAGGGCAGCAUAAUCAUCUAUGGAGGCUACUCCAAACAGCGAAUUAAGAAAGAUGUUGACAAAGGCACCCUGCAUACAGAUAUGUUCCUGCUGAAGACCGAAGGUGCACGCAAGGAGGAAGACAAAUGGGCAUGGAGUCGGCUCAACCCGUCCGGGGUGAAACCCACUCCCAGGUCUGGCUUCUCUGUGGCGAUUGGUCCCAAUAACCGCUCCCUUCUGUUUGGAGGCGUGCAUGAUGAAGAAGAGGAAGAGAGCAUUGAAGGGGACUUCUUCAACGAUAUUUAUUUCUAUGACAUGGGGAAAAACCGCUGGUUUCCUGGACAGCUAAAGGGACCAAAAUCAGAGAAGAGGAAGCGAAGACGUGGCAGGCAAGCUGAGGCAGAGGGUGCUGAAGAUGAGGACAUGGAGAAGCAACAUCCACAAGGCCCAGUGGAGAUAGUGAAAGAGGUGGUGGCAGAAGAUGGGACUGUCAUGACAAUCAAACAGGUGAUCUCUGGACCUGCAGAAGAGGAGGAGAGGUCUGAAUCGGAGGAGGAGGAAGAUGGAGCCUUGAGCCAGCAAGUGGAGCCAUGCCCACGUUCGAAUGCCAUGUUGGCAGUGAAGCAUGGGAUUCUCUAUGUGUAUGGAGGAAUGUUUGAGGUGGGCGAUCGCCAGUUCACCCUCAGUGACCUCUACAGCAUAGACCUACACAAGAUGGAAGAAUGGAAGGUGCUAGUGGAGAUGGAUCCAAAAGCACAAGAAUGGCUGGAGGAGUCAGAGUCAGAUGAAGAGGAAGAUGAUACGGAAGGUGCAGAGGGAGGGGAAGAGGAAGAGGAGAGUUCUGAAGAGGAGAGUGAAGAUGAGGGAGGAGAGGAGCAACACCCAUCUGUUCAGCCUGAUGAGAAGCAUGAAGACUAUCUGUCCAGGACAGAGCAGUAUUGGAUUAAACUAGCCCGCAGCAACAUGGGCCCGGAUGCCAAGGAGAAGAAGGUGGUAAAAGUGGCACAUGCCAUGGCAAAGACUUUCUAUGGAGAUUCGGUCUAGAUAUUGUUGAGGCUGUUCUAUGGGUGAAGAAAUGUGCUGGGAGCAGUGGUUAACCCUGUUGAACUCAGCCUGAUGUGCCAGGCAGUCAGCGUGUCUAGAAGGCGUCCUGGCGCUCCCAUCUUUUGCCUAUUCCGAGUGCCUCAGGGACGACCAGUCUCAGUGUGCCUACUUGGUUAAUGCUCUGGAUGUGCUGUUAUUUCCCUGGAGGUUGUGGGAGAAUCUUGAGGAACAGGAUUGCUGUCCAAGCACUUUGUUCUGCUGGGGAUGGUGUAUGCAAUACUGUAUGUUUUGUUCAAAAGUUGUUUUGAGUCAAGACAAACUGCACAUCACAGUGGUUCACUGGUCCCAAAUUCUCUACCCUGAUGGGGCCAGAAUGUAUCUCCAAGGGUUUCUACAAUAAACUUAUUUGGUUACAUCAUCUUGGUUUUCUCAGUUAAUCCUAGCUU
Messenger RNA from Chroicocephalus ridibundus (black-headed gull), 2742 nucleotides. It is a transcript of the gene KLHDC4, whose product is annotated as kelch domain containing 4. Gene Ontology annotation, molecular function: protein binding. The transcript has 9 exons. The record is from RefSeq and is a predicted model, not a curated record. NCBI's taxonomy places the organism in Eukaryota, Metazoa, Chordata, Aves, Charadriiformes, Laridae. Bases 1097 to 2296 code for a protein of 399 amino acids.